UGGUCCAACCUUUCAAUGGAAGAAACGGAAGAACCGCAAGUACCGGUGGGAGAGCUUGUGAAUGACAAGCCGAGGAAACGAGCAGGUUCCAAGAAAAGAAAGUGCUCCAUUACCGAGACGUCCCCCGAGAGCAAUAACAACGCCAAACGGCCUCCGCUGCGAAGAGGAAGCUCCUUCACUUUCCUCACCCCAGGGCCGCAGUGGGACUUCAGCCUGAAGAGGAAGCGGAAAGACAAGGACGAGGAUGCUGUCAGUCUUUGCAGCUUUGACUUCAAGGAACCCAGUAACAAGCGUGUGCGACCAUUGGGCAGGGUGACGUCGCUUGCCAAUCUCAUCUCCCCCGUGAGGAGCGGGGCUGUCAGGCGCUUCGGGCAGACCAUCCAGUCCAUCUCCUUCCGGGGCGAUGGCAAGUCCCCCGGGGUGCCCCAGAAGCCCUGCAGUAAGGCAGCGGCGCCCACGCCCCCAAAGAGGAGGAACAGCACGCUGUGGUCGGAAACACUUGACGUGCACCAGAAGGGCACCUUCUCCACCAAGGAGAUCAAGCGACAAGAGGCUAUAUUCGAACUCUCCCGGGGGGAGCAGGACCUGAUUGAGGACCUCCAGCUCGCACGAAAGGCAUACCACGACCCCAUGCUGAAGCUAUCAAUCAUGUCAGAGGAGGAGCUGACGCACAUAUUCGGGGAUCUGGACGCAUACAUCCCAUUGCACGAAGAUCUGCUGGCACAGCUGGCCAAGGCGACCGGGCCCGACGGUACCGUGGGACAGAUCGGGCAGAUCGUCGUGAGCUGGCUACCCGGCCUGAACGCCUACCGCGACUACUGCAGCAACCAGCUGGCGGCCAAGGCGCUGCUGGACCAGAAGAAGCAGGACCGGCGGGUGCAGGACUUCCUGCAGCGCUGCCUGGAGUCGCCCUUCAGCCGCAAGCUGGACCUGUGGAGCUUCCUGGACGUCCCGCGCUCACGGCUCGUCAAGUACCCGCUGCUGCUGAAGGAGAUCCUGCGGCACACCCCCGCCGAGCACCCCGACGUGCCCGACCUGGAGCGCGCGAUCUCCAUCAUCCAGGACGUCCUUUCGGACAUCAACACGAAGAAAGGCGAGUCGGAGUGCCAGUACUACAUGGACAAGCUGGAGUACCUGGAGGAGAGGCAGAGAGACCCGCGUAUCGACCACUGCAAGACCCUGCUUUGCCAUGGGGAGCUUCGUAACAAGAGCGGCACGAAGCUACAUGUGUUCCUCUUCACUGAGGUGCUGGUCCUGACCCGUCCCGUGACCCGAAACGAGCGCCACUGCUUCCAGGUGUACCGGCAGCCCAUCCCGGUGCAGGACCUGGUUCUGGAGGACCUCCCCGAUGGGGAGGUGCGCAUGGGCGGGUCCUUCAGGGGGGCCUUCAGCAACGGCGACAAAGCAAAGAACGUCUUCCGCGUGCGGUUCCAGGACGCGUCCCAGGGCCAGUCGCACACGCUGCAGGGCAACGACGUCUUUCACAAGCAGCAGUGGCUCAACUGCCUCCGCAGUGCCAUCGGCGCAGUCUCCCCCGCCCAGCAGGGGGCGCCGGACCCAGAGCCCGCAAGGCCCGCCGAGGAGCCCGGCCACAGGCGGCGCCCCUCUACCGUGUCCGCCAUCGUCCACAUGGAGGAGGACGGCGAGAACUGCCCGCAGGGCGGCGACUCCGCCCCAGGCUCACCCACGGUGGAGGAGCCGAGCGCACAGACUGUAGCGGCGGCGGGCAAGACGCCCCCGCCCUCAACCACCAGCUCCCCAACGUCCACCUCCCCGCCCCACAAAACCAAAAAGGAGAAGAAGUCCCGGCGCUCACUGGGGAAGAGGAAGGAGACCAUGGUGUGAGCCCAGGCGCCCGGCAGGGGCCUCGGGGACGGACUUGUACAUACGUACGUGUGUCUGACUGUGUUUCCUCAGCAGUGUUCUGUGUUACUGUCCACAAUGGCAGCUACUCCGCUCCGCAGUGGAGCUCGGCGUGUUCUGUACACGGUGUCCUGGAGGUGGGGGUCGGUGCGCGCCCCUCCAGGGAAUGAUUACACGCACACAUCCAGUGGUGUUUACCCCACAGUCUGGCAUUAAUGUGUUAUUUUAUUUUUACGCAAAGUUUUGUAAUUUGUUUUUAAUAUUCUCCGAUAGAUACAUUACUGUAGCUCUUUUUGUUUGUAUUAAAACCAGCACUGUGUUAGAUUUUAGAGGAAGUAUUUAAAAACUGCGGGGAGUAUUUAGGAGCUUUUACAACAGUAAAGACUAUUGAUUAUGUGGGGUAAAAAAAGACGAUUCAUAUAUUGUAAAACGAAAUUCGUAGUUAAGACAAGUCUUAAUUUGUACAUUCCUCACUGACAGAUUUUUGUCCUGCCAAGCCCCAAUGAAUUUCCUGUAGUCGUCAAAUUUUUCCAUGAGGCAUCAAAUUAAACCCGAAUGUAUUUAGUUUUCUAAAAAAGCAAGAAGUUGACAUUUUCUACACAAGUAGCCAGUGUCAUUUAAAAAAAAAAGUUAAUUUUUUACACCUGUAAAAUACAAACUGAGCCAUGUUGGCUUCAAGCCGACUAAUGAAACGGAUCACUUUUCAGUGUAGCAUCUUGCAUGAGACUUGUGCUGAAAUGGUGAGGGCGCCUUCGCGCUCUCUCAGGCUACCGAGGGGCGGGCAGAGGCCGUGUAAAUAUGUCAGAGGCUGAGGAAGGUCGUACGUCAAGUUGUCUGAGGGUUCGAGGGACUUGUGGGGAAAAGAGGGCAACAGUUGGAAACGCUGGAAAGAAGAUGGAUGGGUCUGACGCAAGGCCUCCACUGCUCUGGAGGGAACGGUGGAGCAGCGGUCGCGGUGGAGCA
Messenger RNA from Megalops cyprinoides (Indo-Pacific tarpon), 2826 nucleotides. Its product is annotated as neuroepithelial cell-transforming gene 1 protein-like. The transcript has 12 exons. The coding region runs from base 16 to 1845 and encodes 609 amino acids. The record is from RefSeq and is a predicted model, not a curated record. Gene Ontology annotation, molecular function: guanyl-nucleotide exchange factor activity. Gene Ontology annotation, biological process: positive regulation of Rho protein signal transduction; intracellular signal transduction. NCBI's taxonomy places the organism in Eukaryota, Metazoa, Chordata, Actinopteri, Elopiformes, Megalopidae.